GGGGAGUCGGCUAUAUUCGCUUCCAUGGUCUGCUGGAUAUGUCGAAUCAAUCGGAAAGGCCAUGGACCGAGGAGGAGAAGUACACCCUGCUUACCGAAAUCCUGAAGAAGGCGGGAAUCCCUUCUGGUCAUCUAGUCAAGAUUAUCAAGGAUUUUCGUAUUAACCCGAGUUGGACGGAAAUUCCCCUCCCGCAAGGCCGUCCCUUGAGCUCAUGUCAGGCGGCAUUUUGGACCAUGUGGCAUCAUCACCCACAACCGCCAAUGCCAAUGCAGACAGUGCCUAUAUCAUUGCCGCCGCCACGCCAUGAACCAUCUGUACCGCCAGCCCCGCCUGUGGAGAGCAGGAAACGGCCGCAUUAUCCAGACAAGCCAAUUCUAGCACCACGUGCAAUUCAACCGCGGCCAAGUACGGCUUCAUACAGUAGUGAAAGUGGUGCUUCCGCCCAUCUAUCUCCUGGCUUGGAGAGCGUUACCUCCAGAGGCGAGCGACCACGAAAACGAGGCCGACCAAGUAAGGCGGAAACUGAACGACGCAAAGCAGUAGCGGAGGCUCGAGGAGAAAUGUAUCCCCCACCCCGGAGACCUGGUGCGAAACCGAAAAUUCCAUCUGCCCCUACCAGCCCCGUUGCAGUCGAGUCCAGGGGUGUUUCGUUCUCUCCCCGGACUAGUGUGCAGAUUCCGGAAGCAUCGAGGCAUGAUCCGCGAUAUGUGCCGCCACCACCCGGACGAGCAAUAGCAUCCCUACCGCUCAGUGGUGAGGACCGUUCGAGAGAGAUACCUGAUCGUGAGAGUGGACCGAUAUUCAGAGAGUUACCACGGCCAACACAGACGCUGCCUUCGCCACAGGCGCUACACUUAGGUCCCAGAGAACCUAUUCCACGAAUAGACCUUGGGGAUCGACGAUUUGAACCUCUUCCACCUGACAGGGCUCCCCUCACAAUGAAUCGCCCACGAGCUAUGACCGACCAUCCCAGGCGGCCGGACCAGCCCCCCAUUUCUAUGCCAGAGGCAACUAUGAGCACUCCGAUUGAGAAGCGACCGGGGUGACUUCGAAACAUGUGUCAAGCCGAUACAUGACGUCUACUGUUACUGUUGAGGAUUACCGAGACGCAUGACGAAUGACACUCACCAUCGAUGAUGAAUGAUAGAUAGCGUUGAUUAAACCGAUCCCUGGGCUACGAGACGAGGCAGAUCACUAAAAUGUGCGAUCUCCUCAUACCCAUUCUCAAUUUUUUUUUUUUACCUUCUCUUUACAUUUCAACGGGAUCGAUCGAUUGCUUGGCGACAUCCUCUUACGACGAAG
Aspergillus wentii DTO 134E9 is the source of this 1302-nucleotide messenger RNA. Its product is annotated as putative AT DNA binding protein. The coding region runs from base 39 to 1046 and encodes 335 amino acids. NCBI's taxonomy places the organism in Eukaryota, Fungi, Ascomycota, Eurotiomycetes, Eurotiales, Aspergillaceae. The transcript has 3 exons. The record is from RefSeq and is a predicted model, not a curated record.